AUGGGGCCUGUUGGAGGGUCAGGCUCAAAGCGAGGGCCAAAACAGGGGGCCUUUGUGGCAGCUCCCGUUUGGAGGGAGCCUAACCAAAUAUGGUUUCCCAAAUCAAAAUCUCCAAGGAUUUGGAAAGGUACCAUUUUUUGUUCUGUAAAUAAUUUUAAUCAAAAACUCCAUGGAUUUGGGAAGGUACCAAUUCAGCAGCGGAUUGAAGCCCUAGAUUGGCUUCGUGCGCAGAGCCACCAGCUUCUUCCUCGAUGUUUCUUCUCUGGUCGCAAUCCAAGCAAUGUCGCCUGCAUUGAGAAUGGCAGCACUUCAACUGAGCAUCAGCACAAGCUUGUCAGUGUUGCCGGGAUAGGCUCUGCUGUCUUCUUUCGCCACCUCCAUCCAUUCUCGUUGGACGACUGGCGCGCCAUAAAAAGGUUCUUAUCCAAGAAGUGUCCACUGAUUCGUGCUUAUGGGGCUAUCCGCUUUGAUCCGAGGGCUAAUACGGCUUCUGAAUGGGAAGCUUUUGGUUCAUUUUAUUUCAUGAUUCCUCAGGUUGAAUUUGAUGAGUUUGAAGGAGGUUCAAUGAUUGCUGCGACGGUUGCAUGGGACAGUGCCCUGUCAUGGACAUAUAGAGAAGCAGUUUCUUCAGUCGAGACUACAAUAUGGCAGGUUUCUUCUGCUGUAAAGAAAUUAACUAAAGACACUCAUCAGGCUAUUGUGCUCAGCCAGACACAUAUUCCUAAUAAAAUAUCAUGGGAUUCAGCCGUCAGGCGAGCCUUGGACAUGAUAAAAAGAAAAAACUCAGUGCUGAUAAAGGUUGUACUUGCACGGAGCAGCAGAGUCCUGACUACAAUGGAUAUUGACCCUUUAAUGUGGCUGUCAUGCUUACAGAUUGAAGGGGACAAUUCCUAUGCCUUUUGUCUUCAGCCUCCUGAAUCGCCUGCAUUUAUUGGUAACACUCCAGAGCGACUAUUUUAUCGGGAUCGACUAAACAUUUCUAGCGAUGCUUUGGCUGGAACACGAGCAAGAGGUGGAUCAGAGUCUCUGGAUAUACAAAUAGGAAACGAUUUGCUUUACAGUCCUAAAGACCACCACGAGUUUACUGUAGUUCGGGAAUAUAUUAGAAGAAAACUAGAGACUGUAUGUUCCGGCAUAUUGAUUGAACCUGAAAAAGCUCUACGAAAACUUCCAAGAGUUCAACAUCUUUAUGCUCAAUUGACAGGGACACUGGAGAAAGAAGAUGAUGAGUUUAAGAUUUUGUCAUCCCUUCAUCCAACUCCAGCUGUUUGUGGGUUUCCAGCUAAAGAGGCACAGGUUUUAAUAGCAGAAACUGAAAUGUUUGACAGAGGAUUAUAUGCUGGGCCUGUUGGGUGGUUUGGUGGUGGGGAAAGUGAGUUUGCGGUGGGGAUAAGGUCAGCCUUGGUUGGUAAGGGCAUUGGUGCAUUGAUCUAUGCGGGAACUGGUAUAGUGGAAGGAAGUAAUUCUGCCCUGGAGUGGCAGGAACUGGAGCUGAAGACAUCACAGUUCACCAAAUUGAUGAAACCUGCACUUCUUUUGUCGAGGGGAGAAAAUAGAAUAGUAGUACAAAAAGUGGCAGAUCGCUAAGGAUAAGACACAAUGUCAAAUGCUGAUAAACAAAGUUAGGUCAGCUUCAAAUUUAUUUUUAGUCAAUUGUUAAGGAAAUAAGCUGUCGUUUUUUUUUAUUUUUUAUUUUCAUUUUCUUUUAGAUGGCUGGUUUCCAUUGUCUAUUAACAAUUAGUUAUAUAGAUUCCUAUGUUAGGUCCAUUGUUUUAAGUUAUACGUUACUUGUUCAUUUAUAUUUGUAGAAAAGUUGGGACGAUACCGGAAAUAGAUGUAAUAAAAUCAGACGCGUUCUUCC
Messenger RNA from Olea europaea var. sylvestris, 1861 nucleotides. Its product is annotated as isochorismate synthase, chloroplastic-like. NCBI's taxonomy places the organism in Eukaryota, Viridiplantae, Streptophyta, Magnoliopsida, Lamiales, Oleaceae. The coding region runs from base 1 to 1587 and encodes 528 amino acids. The record is from RefSeq and is a predicted model, not a curated record. Gene Ontology annotation, biological process: phylloquinone biosynthetic process. Gene Ontology annotation, molecular function: isochorismate synthase activity. The transcript is spliced from 15 exons. Gene Ontology annotation, cellular component: plastid.